Messenger RNA from Micropterus salmoides (largemouth bass), 5680 nucleotides. It is a transcript of the gene shc1, whose product is annotated as SHC (Src homology 2 domain containing) transforming protein 1. The transcript has 12 exons. Gene Ontology annotation, cellular component: plasma membrane. Gene Ontology annotation, biological process: cell surface receptor protein tyrosine kinase signaling pathway; intracellular signal transduction. Lineage: Eukaryota; Metazoa; Chordata; Actinopteri; Centrarchiformes; Centrarchidae. Bases 1202 to 2983 code for a protein of 593 amino acids. The record is from RefSeq and is a predicted model, not a curated record. Gene Ontology annotation, molecular function: receptor tyrosine kinase binding.
GUGUGGAGGAAGAGAGAGGGCUUCCAGGAGAAGAGAGGAGACAGAGAGAAGGGAGGAAAGAGUGCAGAGAAAGGGAACAAGGCUGUGCCAGAAGUGAUCUGGAAGAGGAGAGAAGAGGAAGAAGGAGACGCAGGGAGUGAGAGAGCGAGGGCCAUUCAGAGAGGACAUGAAACCAUUUGGAGGAAAAGGGAGAGGGAGUAAAAGAGGAAAUGCGAGGAAAGAUUUGAGAAUACGAUGCACUUGAAAAGUAGGUGUUAAAGAAAGCGUGCCGCGUUGGAUACUAGCCAUUCAUCAGUAAGCCUUCUCUCUCUUCUUUAGCAGUUCUGUGCUUCAUUGAGCUCUGCAGGUGCUCGCUGUAGUAUCGACCAAUUGAAGGUGUGUGUGUGGGUGUGUGUGUUGCUGCCGUGUUAGUGUGUGCAGCCCCCUUGCGAUCCCCUCGUCGGCUGCUAAUAGGAUUUUUAUGGGCCCGUGUCAAACAGGAUAGAGCUGCCAAGGGGAGCUGCUUCACACAUGUGCGCAUGCCAACACACAUACACAGAUAAUCUAGAAGCAUUGUGGGCAGAGAAGACUUACACUGUCUCACACACAUGUAAACACAUCACAUACAAGUGCGCACCCUUCAGUGCAGUAAGACACACAUGCGAGGGGGCAUUGAGAGACAAUGACUUGUGUUGAUUCUCCAUGGUGCUGGCGACAGCUGGAUAGCUGGCCCUCACUGAGAGGCUAUUAAGCUGUGACAAGAUACUCACAGAUAUUGUUUUACAUUAUGGCAAAAACACCAAGAUGAACACUUUGUGGAGAGCAAAGACCAUGUCAUCAUCAGUCCCUGGGAACACAGUGAACAUUGAUGCAUAGUUAAAAGUGAACUGAUGGCAACAUGAUCUCCACUGGUGCACUGAAAGCAAACUUUUUUCACCUGCAUUCUAACAUUAACUGGGACACCCAACUUCUUCUGCGCCUCUUCUCAUUCUGCUUUCGUUGUGGGUGAAGCCGUUUUUAAAGCGGUUUGGUUUCAUCUGUCUGGUAAUGAGUGGAGGACAGACCACCGGACAGAUGGACGCAGCUCUUACACUGAGGGAGACAGACAGAUGGCUGCGUGUCCCUUUAGUGAGAAACUUUGAAUACUGAGACAGAGAGACUUUGAAUCACUAGAGCCUGUGUGGACUUGCGCGGAUAUAAAAACUGACACUGCAGAUUCAUUAUGGAGCUUGUCCCAAAAACCAAGUACACCCACUUUCGGAGCGAAUCACUGAGCUCAACUGAUGAAACAAACUCCAAUCCAUCAUCUUCCAGUCCUGCCACCCCGCUCACUCCCUCCCCUGGUUUACCUUCUUCUCUCUCCUCCUCGUCUCUCACUCCCAUCUUGCCCCCCUCUUCUCCCCGCCCGGCUGAGAACAGCCCCACCACCCUCUGCUCCUUCUUCCCCAGGAUGGGAUCCCUUCGUCUGGGGGUCUCUGCCACUCUUCUCCCAGGACUCAAAGCUUCAAGCAGGCCACAGCAUCCUCAGGCGCCUGUUGAGUCCUCUGGGGACGACAGGAGCAGCUCUAGUUCCCCCACCCCACUUCAUCACCCACUCCCCCCUCUAAUCGUUCCUUCUCCCCCUCCCCGACCUCCUCUGCAGGACAUGAACCGGCUGGGAGGGGCGUCCAGGAGGGCACGGGUGGAAGGAGGGCAGCUGGGAGGAGAUGAGUGGACGCGCCAUGGCUCCUUUGUCAACAAGCCCACCCGUGGCUGGCUGCACUCCGACAGUGUGGUCAGCACCAGCGGUGUUUCCUAUACUGUACGGUACAUGGGUUGCGUUGAGGUGCUACAGUCAAUGCGAGCGCUGGAUUUCAACACCAGAACUCAGGUCACCAGGGAGGCUAUCUCUGUGGUUUGCGAGGCCGUGCCCGGAGCCAAAGGAGCCCAGCGCAGGAGAAAGCCUUCCUCUCGCUGUCUGUCGUCCAUCCUGGGGAAGAGUAACCUGCAGUUUGCUGGCAUGACUAUCAGUCUGACCAUCUCGACCAGCAGCCUCAACCUACUGGCCUCGGACUGCAAACAGAUAAUCGCCAAUCAUCACAUGCAGUCCAUCUCCUUUGCCUCUGGAGGAGACCCAGAUACGGCAGAGUAUGUAGCAUAUGUGGCCAAAGACCCAGUCAACCAGAGAGCUUGUCAUAUCUUGGAGUGUUCAGAGGGUUUAGCCCAGGAAGUCAUCAGCACCAUCGGCCAGGCCUUUGAACUACGUUUUAAACAGUACCUUAAGAACCCCCCCAAACUGGUCACACCUCAUGACAGAAUGGCUCCGUUCGACGGCUCUGCAUGGGAGGAAGAAGAUGAUGAGGCUGCUCCACCUCCUGACGUCCCUUACUACAAUCAUUUCCCUGGAAAACAGCCUCCUCCUGGUGGACUGAUUGACAUGAGGACCCGCCCAGGUGCCACGCUGCCUUAUGGACAGCCAGGUCAGAGUGACAUUCACAAGCAACCUCUGCCGCCUCUACCAGUGGGUGCUAAAGAAGGGGGACGGGAACUGUUUGAUGACCCUUCAUACGUCAAUGUGGAUAAACCACGCCCCCCAGUUGCAGCCAAUGGAAAUGCUCACAGAGAUGCUUUUGACAUGAAACCCUUCGAUGAUGCCCUGGGGGUGUCUGGGCACAGUGGCCCAAGCUCAGUGACAACAGCACCCCCUCUUGUGCAGCAGCUGCAGUGUGAGUCCUGGUUCCAUGGUAGCUUAAGUCGCAGGGAAGCAGAGAGACUGCUGACCCGCGAUGGAGACUUCCUGGUGCGAGAGUCUGGGACCACGCCUGGACAGUACGUCCUCACGGGACAGCAGGGGGGUCAGCCUAAACACCUGCUACUAGUCGACCCAGAAGGAGUGGUCCGUACAAAAGACCAUCGGUUUGAAAGCGUGAGUCACCUGAUCAGUUACCACAUGGACAACAGACUCCCCAUUGUGUCAGCUGGUAGCGAAGUGUGUCUGCAACAGCCUGUAGAGCGCAGGGCCUGACCUUCCACGCUAAUAUAAUACUCCACCAAAUAUACGCACUCCUGCAGCAAUUCAACUCACCUUCAUAUGCUAUAAUACACACAUAUCAACACUACACGUAACACACACACAUACACAAACAUGCACACAUCAUAGCAAAGAAAGCCAAAAAGAAAGAAAUUACCAGUUCACUCUUGCUGCUGUUGCCACAUUUUCCUGUCCUUUCUGAAAUCCAAACUGUGACCCUGCAGUCCUCAAUCCCACCACUCAUCAUUCUCAUUCCUCCACAACGGAGAAGCACUGCUGCAAUUUUUCAACAGCCUACUGUGAACCAGGGAGGAGCCCUUUGCUAAUUUCAGAAAAGGGGAGAAAAUAAAUGCAAGAAAAAAAUAAUCUUAUUAUGCGAUAACGAAAAAACAAACAAAAGCUGAACACUUUACUAAUACAUGGAAUCGUGUACAAAAAAAAGUGGAACUGAAAAGUGAAGAAAAGAGCGGUGAUGGGACAUCGAAUGGGAUUUUUAGUGCUUUUAAGCAUGUGUUCUUUUCUCUCGCUGCUGGAGCAUAUUAGACAAAACACAAACUGGAUGGCAGUGGUUAUUUGUUUCAGAGACUGAACCAGGCUCGAACAUAAACUCUCUCGUCACUGGAGCACUUCAGCAGCAAACCUGACUGCCUGGUGAAUAUGCAUAAAUGAGUUUGCUCCAAGUCUAAUCAGGAGGGCCACCUUACCCCCCAAGCACUCCCCUUUUUAAUGAGUUUUGAACUUUAACCCCUGGAGUGAUACCUGGUGAUGAGGAAAGCCUGUAUGCAAAACUGGGGACUGCUAUGCCAAUGACCAUGAUAUAUGAUCUUUUUUUUGUUUAUUUCUGUCUUUUAUCUUGGAACUCUUACUGGAGUUUAGGAGGAUCUAAAAAGCUGUAUCUCCCUAAUUCCUCUGUACACACACACAAAUACACCUUUCACCGUAUGCGAUCUGCACCACCUGUCAUGCCAAAGAACAUGAACUUGGUCGCUAACGGCAGAGAAAGCCAUGAAUAUUAUCAACAGUUAUCUGUCUUGUGUGCUUACAGCAUCUGGAGCUAACUUAAAUGUAAAGGAUAGAGAUGCAUAUUAAAAUGGGCCUGUUUCAGAGGGGAGAAGAAUCUUGGUGAAUACAAAAAGGAGAUGUUUAAAGUAAAUUGUGCGUUGAUGUCACCUACAAACACAAUAAGUUGUCCAUUUUGAGAAGCAUAGACCAGAUUAUUUUGACCUGUUGCUUUUUAUUGACUCCUUGGUAUGUGUCUGCAUUGACAAUCUAUGGGUUCUAUCUUUACAGAGUAUUUUGACUGAAAGCAAAGGAGAGUAGUUAAAUAAAACCACUUUAAAUGGUGGCCAAUGAGAAAUGUUGAACAGUCUGAGCAAUGAAUUUCCCUCUGCAAAAAUAAUGCAAAAUAUGUCAUAACUGGUUAUGUAUUUUCUGUUUUAAUUUGUUUUAAUUUUUGUGUAUUAUGUUGCUUUAAUUUUUAAUUACUUGAGGGAAUAAUGUCCUUUUAAAAAAGAAAAACAAAUUGUAUCACAUUAAGUGGUUCGGGGGUAACUGAACAUAAGGACAUAAAUGUUUUUUGGAGCAUUUCUAAUGCUAAUAUGAAAUGUUAAGCCAAAUGUUUCUCCUAAGUGUGCUGUUUUCACCAAUAUUUGAGGAUCGGGGGGGCGCUUCUUCCUCCUCCCUUAGUUCAUGGUGGUGUUAGGUUUGUUUUUAUAUGUCUUUUUAAUCGUGCCUUGUUUCUUCAAUGCAGUCACGUCACUUCAAUGCAGUCACCUUAUGUACUUAAUUCAAAUGUAGUCGACUACAGGAGAAUACACACGCCUCUCAGUUAAACAAAGACUUUGCAAAAAUGACACUCCAUUAAACACACACAAACAGAUCCAGUGAUGGCAAUCUCCUGUGAUGCACAUUCUUGCAUUCAGCUUAUAGUCACAGAUACUUGAUGUCUCCACUGGGGGGGGGGGGAGUUCUUGACCAUCUGUAAAUAACGUCAAUUUUUUGACUGGUCAGCUUAGUAUUUGAUUAUUGAUUUCAUAGUUGUGUAUUUAAAGACUUAUUUGAUAAGAAGCAGAGCCAGACACCAACCACUGGGGUAGCUCUUCUUAAAGCCAAUUGAACUUAUGGUUGAGCUUAAGGCUGAACUCUCGAAAUAUGAGAAAGGAUCUUUCAGCCUAAACCUUAACUGUCAACUAAUACUCAGACCCUGAAAUGGGCUCAUAUGUAGUCUAGCAUGCACACACACUCACACACACACACAUCAGAGUGGCCGCUGGGUCAGUCAGACACUCACACGCUGCCUGUUCAGGUGUUUGUAGGUCAGAUAUAGGAAACCAGAGCUUUAAGUUCUUCCAUUACUGUGCGUGUGAGUGUGUCCUGAUCCACCUAACCCUCUGCAUCAUUAGUGAACCAGAGAGCCCCGUGUUGUCAUCAUUCAUCACAGAUGCCUUUUGUUGCAUGAAAAUCCUUUUUAAAAAAUGUCUUGUUUGUUGGUGGUGGUGGUGAUAGUGUUUAUGAUGCUGUUGCAGUUUUGUGUUUUUGAAAGCCAAAGGUUACUUUCAAAUAGCGUGAACAGAUAUUGAUUUUUACUUUAUAUGUUUCUGUUUUAAUACUUUUUUUGUUUUUAGGGAAACAUGUCGGUUUACACUUGUAUCUGAAAAUAUAGAUUGCAUAUAUAAAUACAUAUAUCAUUCA